GUACUGAUUGAGGCUAUGGUUUCCAGGGAGAGGCACGGCUACAUCGCCUUAGAUGACAUCAUGGUGCUCAACUAUCCCUGCUAUAAAGCGCCGCACUUCUCCAGGCUCGGAGAUGAGGAGGUCAAUGCGGGCCAGAAUGCUACCUUCCAAUGUGUUGCUGCUGGAAGAGCUUCAGAGGCGGAGAAGUUCCUGCUGGAGAGACACAAUGGGGACAUUUUAACGGCAGCGUCCGUCAAGCACUUGAGUCACUGGCGCUUUGUGGUAUCCUUCCAGCUAGACAGCGUCCAGCGAACAGAUCAAGACCUUUACCGCUGUGUCACUCAGUCCCCCAGGGGCUCCGGGGUCUCAAACUUUGCUGAACUCGUAGUCAAAGUACCUCCGUCCCCCAUCGCGCCGCCACAGCUGCUGCGUGCCGGCUCCACUUACCUGAUCAUCCAGCUCAACACCAACUCUAUCCUGGGAGAUGGCCCCAUUAUCAGGAAGGAGAUUGAGUACCGCGCCAGCCAGUCUCCAUGGUCAGAGGUGCACGGAGUCAACAUGGUCACCUAUAAGCUGUGGCAUCUGGAUCCAGACACGGAGUACCACAUCAGUGUGCUGUUGACUCGACCUGGGGAGGGAGGAACCGGACCACCUGGACCACCACUUGUGAGCAGGACCAAGUGUGCAGAGCCGAUGCGUGCAUUGCGGGGCCUCACAGCGACAGACAUCCAGCCCAGGCAGCUGUCCCUGCAAUGGGAGAAUUUGGCGUUCAACCUGACACGCUGCCACACCUACUCAGUAUCCCUGUGCUACCGCUACACCACGGCAGGAGGCGGCGGAGGCCAUAACACCACGGUGCGGGAAUGCCUGGCAGUGGAACACAACGCCUCACGCUUCACGCUGCGUGAUCUGCCACCCUACCACGGCAUCUAUGUCCGUCUGUCACUGGCCAACCCGGAGGGGAAGAAAGAGGGCAGGGAGGUCACCUUCCAGACAGAGGAGGACAUUCCCGGAGGCAUUGCACCAGAGUCACUCACCUUCACCCCGCUGGAUGACAUGAUCUUCCUGAAAUGGGAGGAGCCCGUUGAGCCCAAUGGCCUCAUUACACAAUAUGAGAUCAGUUACCAGAGUAUCGAGUCAUCUGAUCCAGGUAUCAACGUCCCAGGCCCGAGAAGAACCGUGUCGAAGCUGAAGAACGAGACCUACCACAUGUUCUCCAACCUGCACCCUGGAACUACUUACCUGAUCUCCGUCCGAGCCCGUACGGCUAAGGGCUUUGGCCAGACGGCCCUCACGGAAAUUACCACCAACAUCUCAGCUCCCACAUUUGAUUAUGGAGACAUGCCUUCCCCCCUGAGUGAGACAGAGAGCACCAUUACUGUGCUGCUUCGCCCUGCCCAGGGCAGAGGGGCACCCGUCAGUACAUACCAGGUGGUGGUUGAAGAGGAGACAGGGAAGAAAGUGAAGAGAGAGCUGGGGCUUCAGGAGUGUUUCCCACUGCCACUGUCUCACGGUGAUGCGCAGGCUCGAGGCACUCCGCACUAUUACACGGCCGAGCUGCCACCCAGCAGCCUCCCCGAGGCCAGUCCCUUCACCGUGGGCGACAACAUCACUUACAACGGCUACUGGAACAGCCCUCUGGACCCUCGGAAAAGCUACCUUGUCUACUUCCAGGCUAUGAGCAACUUCAGAGGGGAAUCCAGAAUAAAUUGCAUCCGCAUUGCUCGCAAAGCGGCCUGCAAAGAUCACCGUAAGGCUCUGGAGGUGUCCCAACACUCUGAGGAGAUGGGUCUGAUUCUCGGGGUGUGUGCCGGCGGACUGAUAGUCCUCAUCCUCCUGCUGGGUGCCGUCAUCAUCAUCAUUAAGAAAGGAAGGGACUACUACUCUUAUUAUCCGAAACAAGUGAACAUGAAUAAGACACCCAUUACCUAUCGGCAGGAGAAGAGCCAUUUGGGCUCCAUGGAGCGCAGUUUCACAGACCAGAGCACCCUACAGGAGGAUGAAAGAAUGGCUCUUUCCUUCAUGGAUGCUCACACCUGUGGCACACGAAGUGACGCUCGUAGUUCAGUGAAUGAGGCCAGCAGCCUGCUGGGAGGCUCCCCAAGGCACCAGUGUGGACGUAAAGGCUCGCCCUACCACACAGGACAGCUUCACCCUGCCGUGCGAGUGGCUGACCUUCUCCAGCACAUCAACCAGAUGAAGACCGCUGAGGGUUACGGCUUCAAGCAGGAGUAUGAGAGUUUCUUCGAUGGCUGGGACUGCACAAAGAAGAAGGACAAAACCAAAGGGAGGAAUGAUACCUUGUUAGGAUAUGACCGCCACAGAGUCAAGCUCCACCCUCUCCUGGGAGACCCCAACUCGGACUACAUCAAUGCUAACUACAUUGACGGCUACCAUCGAUCCAACCACUUCAUCGCCACUCAGGGACCCAAGCAGGAGACUCUGUAUGACUUCUGGAGGAUGGUGUGGCAGGAAAAUUGUUUCAGCAUCGUCAUGAUCACUAAGCUGGUGGAGGUUGGCAGGGUGAAGUGCUGUAAAUACUGGCCUGAUGACAGUGAGAUGUACGGCGACAUCAAAAUCACUUUGCUGAAGACAGAAACGCUGGCUGAAUACACAGUUCGCACCUUCGCCUUGGAGAGGAGAGGAUACUCAACCAAGCACGAGGUGCGUCAGUUCCACUUCACAUCGUGGCCUGAGCACGGUGUGCCCUAUCACGCCACGGGACUGUUGGCCUUUAUACGAAGAGUGAAAGCUUCUACACCUCCUGACGCUGGCCCUGUUGUGGUCCACUGCAGUGUGGGGGCGGGCCGCACCGGCUGCUACAUCGUGCUUGAUGUCAUGCUGGACAUGGCCGAAUGUGAAGGCGUGGUGGAUAUCUACAACUGUGUGAAAACCCUCUGCUCCCGACGCAUCAAUAUGAUCCAGACAGAGGAGCAGUAUAUCUUCAUCCACGAUGCCAUUCUGGAGGCAUGUCUGUGCGGAGAGACGGCCAUCUUGGUGAACGAGUUUGCAGUCACUUACAAAGAGAUGCUGCGAGUGGAUUCCCAGAGUAAUUCCUCUCAGCUGCGGGAGGAGUUUCAGACCCUCAACUCUGUGACCCCCCACCUGGAUGUGGAAGAGUGCAGCAUUGCUCUGUUGCCCAGAAACCGAGAGAAGAACCGCAGCAUGGAUGUGCUGCCACCUGACCGCGCCCUGGCCUUCCUGGUUACAACAGAAGGGGAAAGCAACAAUUACAUCAAUGCUGCUCUCGCCGACAGCUUCCACCGGCAGGCUGCCUUCAUUGUGACCCCUCACCCUCUGCCCGGCACCACGGCGGACUUCUGGAGGUUGGUCUUUGACUACGGCUGCACAGCCGUGGUCAUGCUCAACCAGCUCAACCAGUCCAACUCUGCCUGGCCUUGUGUUCAGUACUGGCCAGAACCCGGUUUGCAGCAGUACGGGCCCAUGGAGGUGGAGUUUCUGUCCAUGUCAGCAGACGAGGAUGUCAUUACUCGUCUGUUCCGGGUCAAGAACGUAACAAGGCUCCAAGAGGGCCAGCUGGUGGUGUGUCAGUUCCAGUUCCUGCGUUGGUCGGCGUAUCGUGAUGUUCCAGAUUCCAAGAAGGCUUUCCUCAACCUGCUGGCGCAAGUGCACAAGUGGCAGAGGGAAUGUGGAGAAGGACGCACUGUGGUCCACUGCCUUAAUGGCGGCGGUCGCAGCGGCUCCUUCUGUGCCAGCAACAUUCUGCUAGAGAUGAUCCAGUACCAGAACAUGGUGGACAUCUUCUACGCUGUCAAAACUCUACGCAACUGCAAACCCAACAUGGUGGAGUCUCUGGACCAGUAUCGAUUCUGCUAUGACCUUGUCCUGGAGUACUUGGACUGCUUUGAUGAUAGAUAGCAACUAAAUGUUUACCAGAGCGGCAGUAUUCCACGCGCUGCAGAUUCGAUUUUGAUGCCACCCGGUGACCCCUCUAGUUUAAUGUUUGGACCUGCAGACUCGGCAUUGAAAGGAGUGCAAAAGAAGGCGAGGAAAAAGAAAACGUGGUCUUGGUUUUAACUGCAACCUUUAAUGUACAGCUGUGAUUUCCUCCAUGUCGGUGAUGUUUAUCUAUUUGGAUAUUUUUUGUGCUUUUGUUGGUCCUCUUUGCCUCUGGACUUCAGCGCUUUUGUGCUAAGGGUUUCAGUAGCAGCAAAACAAUACUGCGGGUUACGAAGUGGACCUGUCUAUUCUGAGGAGGGGGCACGUUUGGCAACAGGAAAGCAAUUGGAUGAAAGACCAGACUUUUAACAGGAUUAUCAAAAGGUGGAAGAGUUCCCCUCACUCUUAAGAGCUACAUACAACAGCAGUAUACUGUGGUUGUGGCAUGACUUACCUACCAUACCAUAAACUGCCUUAUAUUUGAUGCUAGGACAGAUUUAUUCAAACCACUGAAUACAUCCAGAAGGUUUUACUGGUGUAAAAACAGCAACAGGGGAAUUUUAAGAUGCCACCUGUAGGAUUAAGACGAAGCGCAGUCCUGAACAGUAUCGAUGCAGAAACUGUACAGUUGUGAAAUGUGUUGUAUUUUGCCAUAAUGUCUGUGCUGGAUAACCAUGUGUGCUAUAGGUGGACGAUUCCAGGGACCACAGCUCCGGGGGCCCCGAGCCACCACUGGAGAUUCCUUUUCCAUUACUGUCACAGUGCCAAUCCCACUGACUGAUUUGAAUCCUCUGAUUGCUUUGUUCUUGAUAUAUGCCUGCAAACAUUCAGUAUUUCCCACGCUCUGAAGUGAUUGUAUUGUUUACCAAGCGAGAACGAAAAAGAAAAGAGCCGAUAUAGAAAUAUACUGAGCUGCCAUAGGUGUGUGUUCCAUCAGUGCUGUGGUGAAGUGUCUACACCAGUGCUACAUCACAGAUUUGAGUCCGUCAUUUCGUUUAACCUUUCAUUGUCCGAGGCAUUUAGUUGAACUGUAAACGUGUCAACACAAGGUGAACAAGUUGUCUGAACCCUUUAGGGAUUUUACGUAUGUUUAAAAAAAAAUGGGCAUUAACAUUAUGUAGAGGAGAACAUGCUACAUUGAGUCGCCGCUCACCCCUGAAUAUCUGUGAAGAUCUCACAUGUGAUCCUCUUUAGUCUCUUAAAACAGAAAAGUAUUUGAAAAAGGAGGUUUGGUGAGAAACAGUUGCCCUCAGAACCUAUUGUUUAAAAAUCACUGACAAAUAAAACCCCCAAAAAUCCCAAAUCCAGCAGGUCUGCAUAUGUGAUACCCAUAAUGAUCUGAGUCCGAUUUAAACCCUCAUCUGAAAAGAAACUUGACACACAAAUUCACUUGUUUUUACUUCAAAGACUAGAAAAUAAUAUUCCUACACACCAUGAUUAACCUUUAAAACCUGUUAUUCUCCACUGCGUCUCCUGACACUCCUCAAAGUGCAGGUUUUGAAAGAGGGCGUCUCUCCAGGACCUGCCCUAAUAAACAAGGAGAGAUACCUUGAAGCCCACUCACUCUAAGAAGAGGCAGCUAGGUGAACUCUGCUGCUAGUUUUGCAGCUCACGCUCUGGUUCAGGUGGGGAAAUAUGAGAGGAAUCUUUAACAGUAUGCCGAAGUCAGCAAGGCUCCCACAGGUUCACUGAUAGAGCAGCUCGUUCCUGAUGAGGAUGAAGUCAUGAGGAAGCCGAAGUGAAGUCAGUGAUCUAACUCAGGAUCACUGGAGGAAGUGCCUGGACACUUUUUCUAGAGGGUAGAAGGAUUGUGUACAUACAGAUGUAUAUUAUGUUCUGUGAAUACUUUGUGAAUAAUAUACUAUAUGUUUGCCGAGAGUAAAGACGUACAGUAAGUAACCACUACAUAACCACCAAGGUGAAUGUGCUGUAAAUGAACAUUUUGUGAGUUUUAUUGCCAGAAAUUUUAACAACAGUCUGAGUAAAACACAUCUGUUAAAGCAUGUAUGAAUCCAUUACAUUUCAUGACGUUUGUUUCACAAUAUUCAAAUCCACUUCUUUUAUUUAAGCCGCAGUGUUUAACAGCAGCCACAACUGUGUGAUUGCAUUGUUCUUUAACCAUUCCAAAGCUUUUUAUUCUCUCUGAAAGUCCUGUAGAUUUCACUUGUGCGUCUCCGUAUGAACUGACAGAAAAUGACUACUGUGUUUUUGAUCAUUGUAUUUGUGAGGGAAAGGUGUGUAUUUAAUGAGAAACAGAUGGAGAAGACAUGUAUUUUGGGGUCAGGAUGGGGGUUCAUUCCAAUGAAUAACAAUAAAAGAACAAGGGGGGAAAAAAAGGA
This is a messenger RNA of Labrus bergylta (ballan wrasse), 6218 nucleotides long. Lineage: Eukaryota; Metazoa; Chordata; Actinopteri; Labriformes; Labridae. The record is from RefSeq and is a predicted model, not a curated record.